GACAAAAAGUCUACGCUCGGUUCUUCUUCCUCCGAAAACCCCCAAACCCAUCCCAGCAUCCUCAGUCUCCAUCUCACUGUGUGGUAGUUGCGGAUUUUGUUUUCGCCGUCAAUGGCGGCGCCGGAGAGCUCACCGCCUUCAUCUCUACGUAAUGCGUUCGGUUUCGUCUUCUCGUUCUUCAUUCUGGUGUUGAUCGGCGUUCUUGCAUUCUCGAUCCGUCUCUUCUCGGUGAUUAAAUAUGAGAGUGUGAUCCACGAAUUUGAUCCUUAUUUCAACUACAGAGUCACUCAGUACCUCACAAAGAAUGGGAUAUAUGACUUCUGGAAUUGGUUUGAUGACCGGACCUGGUACCCUCUUGGGCGUGUCAUUGGCGGAACUGUUUAUCCUGGACUAACUUUAACAGCAGGCACCUUGUGGUGGCUAUUGAAUUCUCUAAAUAUUCCUUUGUCUGUGGAAACUGUAUGUGUAUUUACGGCCCCAAUAUUCUCAGCUUUUGCUUCUUGGGCAACUUUUCUUUUGACAAAGGAAGUGAAGGGCACUGGUGCUGGAUUGACUGCUGCAGCUCUCUUAGCUAUGGUUCCAUCUUACAUAUCUCGAUCUGUUGCUGGUAGCUACGACAAUGAAGCCGUAGCUAUAUUUGCUUUGAUAUUCACUUUCUACCUCUACAUAAAGACCUUAAACACUGGAUCGCUGUUCUAUGCAACUCUAAAUUCAAUAGCCUACUUUUACAUGGUUUGUUCUUGGGGAGGAUACACCUUCAUUAUUAAUCUCAUCCCUAUGCACGUGCUGCUAUGCAUUGUUACUGGCCGCUAUUCUUCUCGACUGUACAUAGCAUAUGCUCCACUUGUUGUUUUGGGAACGUUGUUGGCUGCUCUGGUCCCUGUUGUAGGCUUCAAUGCUGUCAUGACUUCAGAGCACUUUGCCUCAUUCCUGGUUUUUAUUAUCAUCCAUGUUGUGGCUCUUGUUUCUUACAUUAAGGGGAUUCUUUCACCAAAAAUGUUCAAAGUAGCUGUUACGCUUGUCAUUUCGGUUGGUCUGGUGAUUUGCGUAGCUGUUCUGGCUGUCCUUAUUGCAUUGGUGGCUUCCAGCCCAACAAAGGGAUGGAGUGGACGCAGUCUGAGUCUUCUUGAUCCAACUUAUGCAAGUAAAUAUAUUCCAAUAAUUGCGAGUGUCAGUGAGCAUCAACCGCCUACUUGGCCUUCUUACUUCAUGGACAUCAAUGUUUUGGCAUUCUUGGUUCCAGCUGGCAUUAUUGCGUGCUUUUUACCACUAUCUGAUGCCAGCUCCUUUGUGGUCCUUUACAUAGUAACAUCAGUGUAUUUUUCAGGUGUCAUGGUCCGACUAAUGCUUGUUCUUGCUCCGGCAGCAUGCAUAAUGUCUGGAAUUGCUCUUUCAGGAGCUUUUGAUGCUUUAACUGGUUCAAUAAAAUUUCAGUUGCUAGAUACAUCAGAAACUCCGUCAUCCGAUGCAGGGGAUGCAACUUCUGAAGGCGUUGUCGUAGAAAACAAUGGACCUAAGGCAGAUAAAACUGAAGACACGUUGAAGGAACGGACUUCAAAGAAAAACAAGAAAAAAGAGAAGGAGAAGGAGAAGGAGAAGGAAACUUCUGAGGUUUCCUCUAGUAGAUCUUCAAAACCCCGGGGAAAGAAAAGGCUUCUUCUGUUGCCUAUAGAAGCUUCAGUUAUUGCUACUUUCUUGCUGGUGUUAUUGGUUGCCUUUUACGUGGUUCAUUGUGUUUGGGCGGCAGCAGAAGCAUAUUCGGCACCCUCUAUAGUCCUGACAUCUCAGUCGCAUGAUGGUCUUCAUGUCUUUGAUGAUUUCAGAGAGGCUUAUGCAUGGCUGAGCCAUAAUACGGAGGUUGAUGACAAGGUGGCAUCUUGGUGGGAUUAUGGUUACCAGACCACUGCAAUGGCAAAUCGCACGGUUAUUGUUGACAAUAACACUUGGAAUAACACACAUAUUGCAACUGUCGGCACUGCCAUGUCAUCUCCAGAAAAGGCAGCUUGGGAAAUUUUCAACUCUUUAGAUGUAAAAUAUGUCCUUGUUGUCUUUGGAGGUCUCGUUGGCUACCCUAGUGAUGAUAUCAAUAAAUUCCUGUGGAUGGUUCGGAUAGGAGGGGGUGUAUUCCCUCACAUCAAGGAACCAGAUUAUCUGAGAGAGGGUCAAUAUCGGAUUGAUUCUCAGGCCACACCAACCAUGCUAAAUUGUCUCAUGUACAAGCUUUCAUAUUAUAGAUUUGUGGAGACUGACGGGAAAGCCUUUGAUAGAGUAAGGCGCACUGAAAUCGGAAAGAAAUACUUCAAACUUACCCAUUUUGAGGAGGUAUUCACAACUCAUCACUGGAUGGUGCGUAUAUACAAACUGAAACCUCCAAGGAACAGGAUCCGAGGAAAGACAAAGAAAUCAAAAACAAAGUCUAGCUCAACAACCAGCUCAAAAAGUAGCAGAAAAGGAAAGAAGAAUCCUUGGCAUUAGAAGCAUUAUAUGGCUACUAAUCUCACGGCCUUCUGUUGUAACCCAGAAAUAGUUGUUUUACUUGAGCAUCUCUCCAGAGAUUGUACGGCAGGUGUUCACCUACUUAGGAUAGGAAUGAGAGAAAUGAAAGAUUUUGUAGCGUCAUUGUAUCACAUUACGGUAGAAGCGGUUUAACUUGGUCACUGGUGAUCGAUAAGAAUUUUUCCUUUGCUUAUAGUGAAUGAAGAAAGAAGCAGAUUUUAAAGCUAUUGCAACUAGUUACGUUAACAGAAAUCUUCUAUCAUACCCCAUCCCGGCUAUCAUAUAGGGGGAGGUCAGAAUUUAAAAAUGACUUCACUCAAAGUAAAUGAAUAUAUAGAUUAACCGGUAAUAACCCGUGAAGAGUGUCAAUUAGCUAUCCCCAGACUUUUUCUGUUCCCCAACCUAAACACUAUCAAUCAGGUCUAUAUAUAUGCCAGAUCCUCCAUAAAUACACUGUACAACUACAAGAUGAACAUGUUGCAACUCUAUGAAGUCAGUAAACGUCCACUACCUGUAAAUAUCCAACGAACUGCAAAUGCUAGUAUUUACCACUUAGCAAAGCCAUGGCAUCCAAGCUUUUAUAGCUUCUUUGGAAGAUGAUAGUUCUUCUUUAAGAACUUCGAGGCUAUCUCAUCGCUCCGGUGGCACAAGACUCGAAGAACUGUAUCCGGUUCAGUAGGACCCCAUUGGCCUGAAGAUGGAGGUAAAGGAAGCUUUGAUUUAUCUGAACCUCCAUAUCUGUCCAGAACCACCCGUUUGAAUUGCUCAAUAAGUUUUACUGUAUCAAUAUGGAAGAGUGGAAGGACAGCCUUAACCGUGUUUGAAUAGUUCUCUAUCAGAUCAAUUGGUAAUCCAUCCCCCUCCGACCAGAAUAGAUCCAUAAGCAACUUAAAAUCUUGUUCAAAGACUGCUGCAUCUAGCAGACUGAAACCACGGGAAGGGCCUCCAGCAAGCAACACCAACAAGAACCCAUCAAAAGAAGCUCUCAUUAUUUGUGUUAUUACACGUGUCCGGACUCUGUCAUGAACUGUAGCCGAUACGAUUUCUAAAUUUUGCUCCAGCUCUUGAAGAAAUGGUUCAAUCCUGGACGACAGAACAUCACCUACAUACAGGUAAUCCCACAGAACAUGACUCAGAUCCUGAAAGACGAUUCUAUAAGCAGUUGCUUCAGAGAGUUGAUGAAUUCCCUCCACACAAGCUGCCGCUGAAAACUCAAACAGUUUUCCUGAUUCAGUAGUUUGAAUGACAUCUUGAACAUAGCCAGCAUUUCUCAAAUUUGAAGUUAUCCUCUUUUCCAGGACUUCCAACUCCUUCCGAAUGAGAUGCAUGGUAUUUAUGCGAACACAUAAUCUUGGAAUAUCGUAGGAAUUAUCCACUUCAGUAGUGUAAGCCUGAGAUUUGCUUCCUUGUACCAUAGAUGACCUUUCUUUUUUCUUAAACAUGCCGAACUUGGAACCAAUAUCACAUCUUGUCAAAGGAGGGAGGAUGGGAAGAAAUUUAUCUUUAGAUCCUGCAGAUCACACCAUUAAAUUAAAGUCCUGUAGUAUAUACUAAAGCAGAAAGAGCUUCUAAGCUAGAUUCAUUUACCACAGCCAGAUUUUAUCUUCACUAUGUAAUUCUGAAGGCAUCUAUCUAGACCAUUCGUCAAAUCUGGAAUCAAAACUUGAUGCAUUGCUAUCGGCAGCAGAAAGAAUGCAUCCAAAGUUUCAUCAGUAACACGAAGAACUUCCACUGCAGACGGAGCAAAUCGUUCUUUGUUUGCAUGAGGGUUCCAG
Oldenlandia corymbosa var. corymbosa is the source of this 4271-nucleotide messenger RNA. The record is from the annotation of a GenBank genome assembly. NCBI's taxonomy places the organism in Eukaryota, Viridiplantae, Streptophyta, Magnoliopsida, Gentianales, Rubiaceae.